Closterium sp. Naga37s-1 is the source of this 1620-nucleotide messenger RNA. The record is from the annotation of a GenBank genome assembly. NCBI's taxonomy places the organism in Eukaryota, Viridiplantae, Streptophyta, Zygnematophyceae, Desmidiales, Closteriaceae.
AUGAUGCCCUUCGCCUGUUGGGUCCGUGCUUGCCCUCCACCUCCUCACCUCUGGAACACUUCCCAUGCUCUCCACCCCCGCUCCUUCCAGCUUACCCUCUCUCUGUCUCCUCCCGCACAGCACGAGCAGUUCAAGCGGUGGCGGGACUUACCAAGCAACGUGGCGGAGGGCGCGUGGCCCUUCUCCUCAGGAGCAGUUCAAGCGAGAGCGACUUCCCAGCCUAGCACUUCAACUGGAAAGAGGACUUGUGAGCCAAGGUGGCAGAAGGCGCAUGGUUGUCCUCCUGUGAAGCAGCUGGGCGACUACCCAUCUCCUUCCCCUCACCCCUCUCUCUCCACGCAUGGCUAUCCACCCAUCUCCUUCCCCUCACCCCUCUCUCUCCACCCCCUCUCCUUCACUCUCACUCUCUCCUCCGCUCCUUCCCCGCACAGCACGAGCAGUUCAACCGGCGGGGGGACUUCCCAGCCAAGGUGGCAGAGGGCGCGUGGCCCUUUUAAUAUGCGCGCGCCAGCCAUGCCAGCGGCAUCGCGCUGCCCUAUGGCAUCUACAGCCACACCAAUUCACUUUCUCCUCCCCCAUGAUCCCUCCGCACAGCACGAGCAGUUCAAGAGGAAAGGCGAUUUCCCAGCCAAGGUGGCGGAGGGCGCGUGGCCCUUCUCCUGUGCGCGCGCCAGCCAUGCCAACGGCAUCGCACUGCCCUAUGGCAUCUACAGCCAUGGCGCACGCGUGCUCUGUGCUGGGGGGGACGAGGAGCGGGAAGGAGGGGAGGCGGGGGAGGGGGACGAGGUGAAUGGGGGCGGGGCUGUGGUGAUGGCGCAGCUCCAGGGCAACAUGGGAGGGGGGUCGGUGCGGCGUGCAGUGCUACUCACAGCCAACGUGUGCUUCAUGGACGGCCCCAGCGCACAGCUCAACGUGGCCUUUUCGGAAGCUUCCUUGUCGCUGAGGCAAGACGACACUGUCCUACCAACAGACAUGCACAACAAGUCCCACACUAGUGGCAGUGCCGCCAGCUACCAAGCUACUGACGGAACCACAAGCCCUUCCAGCCAAUCCCUGCAUGACACGUGGGCCAGCCCUCACUGGAAGACUCCUCUGCCGACCCACCUGCCUGCCUCCCUCCCCUCUCUCCCUCCCAAGCCUCUCUAUGGAGUUCCCCACUACAUCUAUGCUGACCUCUAUGCUACACCUCUUCCUGAGCACCCCAACAAGAGGCUGGAAACCCAGAACAUGGAGGUAUUUUCAGGGUACUUGGCAGGGAUACCCGAGGCCCAGCAAAACAAGUAUGGUGUUUGGGCACUGCCUAGGGGCGUGGUGGUGGCUAUGCCGUCCCCCUUAGAGCCAAUGCUCAGCCGCGAGGGGGGAGGAGAAGGGGAGGAGUUUUGGCUGGUUGUGACGUAUGUGAGGGGGGGAGGGGAAGGGGUGCAGGGUGGUGGUGGUGAUGGAAUUCGUGAGGAGCGAGGAGGGGAGGAAUUGGGUGUAGGUGAAGGAGAGGAGGACCUGAGGGAUGGGCUUGAGGAUACAGGGUACAUGGCAGAAGGAGAGUGGAAGGUGCAGCAGGUGGUGAUAGCGUAUGAUGCACAGGGGCAGUUUGAGUAUGUGAAGCACACCAGGUUCAUGUGA